GUCCACCAAUAGAUCCAGCUGAUUGGCCAUCAGUUCUACCCGAUUCCUUUAGGACCGAUUUAGUAGGUAGAGGGCCUUUUCAGGUUGAUAAACAAUUCACUUUUCCAAGAGAAGAUGGUAGGAGCUUUCACCAUCAUUAUUUCCACAGAACAUUAGUGAAUGGGGAAAAGAUAAAGCGGACCUGGCUUAUCUACUCAAGAAAAAACGAUGCCGUUUACUGCUUUUGCUGCAAGUUAUUUUCAAGGAAGGACUACAAAUUAAUGACAGAGGGACUAUCAAACUGGAGCAGCAUAGGCAUGCUUCUGAAAAGUCACGAAAGUAGUCCAGAGCACACAACCCUCAUGGCAACCUGGAAAGAUUUUGAACAGCGUCUACAAACCGGAAAGACCAUAGACCAAGCUGAAAGCACACUUUUAGAGGCUGAGAAGAGGCGCUGGAGAGAUGUCCUAACCCGCCUGAUCUCUAUAAUGCAAUCUUUGGCUGAGAGAAAUCUUGCAUUGAGAGGUUCAGCGAACACAUUACACCAGCAACAUAAUGGAAACUUCUUAAAAGAGGUGGAGCUUCUAGCUAAAUUUGAUCCUGUCAUGAAGCAGCACAUUGAGCGUGUGGAGAGUGGCCAGUUCAGUCAUUCCAGCUAUCUUGGAAAUCUGAUCCAAAAUGAACUGAUUGCUUCAAUCAGUGGGAAAAUGUUGGACACAAUGGUGACUGAGAUUAAACAGUCCAAAUAUUAUUCAAUCAUUUUGGAUUGUACCCCUGACGUAAGCCACCAAGAGCAGAUGUCAGUCAUCAUAAGGACUGUCAUAAUGGACGAAGCGCCCACAAUCAAGGAACACUUUCUAGGAUUUCUUGUGGCUUCCGAAACAACAGGUCUUGGUUUGUCAUCUUUGAUUUUGAACAGGCUUAAGGAGCUUAAUAUUCCAUUUGAUGAUUGCAGAGGUCAAUCAUACGAUAAUGGUGCCAACAUGAAGGGGAGGAACAGAGGGGUUCAAGCAAGGCUGCUCCAGAAAAAUCCACGUGCACUUUAUGUUCCAUGUGUGUCACAUUCAUUGAACUUGGUGGUGGCUGAUGCAGCAAAAGCGUCGACAGAUGCCAUCAGCUACUUUGGUAAUGUACAGAAACUGUACACCCUUUUCUCAGCAGCCCCACAAAGAUGGGCAAUCCUAAAGGAACAUCUGACUAUUGCACUUAAGUCUUGGAGUGACACACGGUGGGAGAGCCGUGUCAACAGCAUAGAGGCAGUGCGGUACCAGGCCCCUAACAUAAGGGAGGCAUUGUUGGAGGUCAGGGACAAAGUGACAGAUCCCCUGACCAAGGUUGAAGCACAGAGUUUGGCAGAAGAGGUUGGGUCAUACCGCUUCCUCAUUUGCACAUGUGACAAGCUCUGCAGCACAUUAAGCACUGGAGAUGGAGGUGACAUUGAUGGAAAGGAGCUGGCUCUGGAAAUUACCAAUCUGCCAAGCCUGCCUACAUGUGAAAUGACUGCACUGGAGCUCCUCUCUUUCAUCCACAAAAAAAACCUGAAUGAACUGUAUCCCAAUCUGUGGAUUGCCCUGCGAAUCGUCUGCACUCUUCCUGUGACUGUGGCCUCAGCAGAGAGGAGCUUCUCAAAGCUGAAGCUCAUCAAAACCUACCUGAGGUCAUGCAUGGGACAGGAUCGCCUCACUGGUCUUGCCAUAAUCAGCAUCAACCAUGAGAUUGGCAAGCAGCUGUCAUAUGAUGACAUUAUUGAUGACUUUGCUUCUAAAAAAGCAAGGAAGCAGAAGUUUUGA
Messenger RNA from Gymnodraco acuticeps, 1769 nucleotides. Its product is annotated as zinc finger MYM-type protein 1-like. Lineage: Eukaryota; Metazoa; Chordata; Actinopteri; Perciformes; Bathydraconidae. The record is from RefSeq and is a predicted model, not a curated record. Bases 261 to 1769 code for a protein of 502 amino acids. Gene Ontology annotation, molecular function: protein dimerization activity. The transcript is spliced from 2 exons.